AUAUGGGAAUAUCUCAGCGUCAACUCGUCCAUGCAAUUCGCGCUUGCGUUGUUCCCAACACUGCGCCGUCAUAGUCUCGUACCUCAGCUGACCCUACCGACUUACAUGCGCAUAACACGCGAGGACAAUGAAUGUCGCACUCUCAGUGGAGGCAGCACAACUAUUUUAGCGAGGCUACCAAUGGAACUGUGGCUGCAAAUCGCUGAGCUAGGAAACUCAAGAGACAACAUCAGCCUGAUGUUUGCUCUUGCUGGUCAAUUCGUCCAGUUUCAAGAACGGGCAAGUAAGGAGACAAAAACAAGGUUGCAUGUUUGGGCCCGACGGAAGCAAUAA
Molecule: messenger RNA, 333 nt
Organism: Macroventuria anomochaeta
Lineage: Eukaryota; Fungi; Ascomycota; Dothideomycetes; Pleosporales; Didymellaceae
Exons: 1
Source: RefSeq, a predicted model, not a curated record